UUCCCUUGAUUUCGAAAUUCCAAAGUUCACCUCGGAGUGAUUCUUCUAAAAUGGCAUCCCAAGUCAGACCUCGCGAUGGGAACACCCAUUCAUUACUUUAUCCGGGGGCGUUUGAUACGCAUGUGCAUGUCUUUGAUCCGGAGCUGGGGCCAUACGCUGCUGGGCGCGCGUACACCCCCGAGGAUGCGCCACUCAAAAAGUUGAUUGCGUUCAAUCAAAUUCUAUCGUCAAACCCCUCAAGCAACACUUUAGUGCUAGUCCAGCCGUCUCCCUACAACAAUGAUUGUUCAGUUUUGAUACAAUGCCUGCAGAAACUCAAAAAUCAGAACAUCAAGGCUUUCGGCAUCGCAGUGCUGGACCUGGACAACACUACCGACGCACAACUAAACGAGAUGCAUGACCUCGGCAUACGUGGAAUCAGGCUCAACUUUCAGGCAGAUGGAAAGGAAGUGAGCACUGAUAAUUUGGUGGCUGCUUUGCACCGGACUGCGGAUCGUAUUCGCUACCUCCAGGGCUGGAUGAUCCAGCUAUUUGUUCCUGGCUGGAUAUGGGACAAUCUACAUGAUAUCAUUCUUGAGCUUCCGGUCAAGAUUAUCGCAGAUCACUUGGGGGGGUUACGGGGCUCAAGCAAGCUGUCUUCCGAUUUCAAGUCGGUACCGAUGUCCCAACCCGGUUUUAAAUCGCUACUAUCAUUGGCAAAACAGUCCCGUGUUGUUGUGAAGAUCUCAGGUUUAUAUCGUGUGUCUAGUGAUACCUCAUCGACUUACAGCGACCUGCAGUCUAUCAUUGAGACGUUCGCUCGAGAGAUCCCGGACCAGGUCAUCUGGGGAAGCGACUGGCCACACACCGGAGAGGGACAGAAUAGGCUUGAAAGAAGACUGGAUGUGAAAGAGCCAUUCAGAACCAUUGAUAAUUUCGCGAUUCUUGAUCGGCUGUAUGAUUGGAUGGGAAGCGGGGGUUAUCAGAAAAUGCUGGUAGACAACCCGAGACGACUAUAUCCAAGUUGAGGAAUCUUUAACCUUGUUGAAGAUAAAUGAACAGCAUUGAUAUCGGCGAUUCAAGAAAAUUUAUUAUUUCAAAUCCAUAGAUCGGAGGGGAUUUGGUUGUUCCAUAGACUACAAACAAGGGUGCAACCAAC
This is a messenger RNA of Aspergillus pseudotamarii, 1138 nucleotides long. RefSeq names its product amidohydrolase 2. The coding region runs from base 51 to 1007 and encodes 318 amino acids. The transcript has 3 exons. The record is from RefSeq and is a predicted model, not a curated record. Lineage: Eukaryota; Fungi; Ascomycota; Eurotiomycetes; Eurotiales; Aspergillaceae. Gene Ontology annotation, molecular function: hydrolase activity.